AUGCAUCCACGAAGAGGUGUUCAAGGUUGUCAUGCUAGGAGGAAGUUUGAGGAUCAAGGGGUCCCCAAUGCACCAGAAGUGCAACCCCAAGGAGAGGUCACAAAUGCUGAGUUUCAGGAUGCUAUCCAGAUGUUGAGCCAAGUGGUGACCAACAUAGAUUGUCAACAAAGAGCAGUUCGACAGGAUGAGGCUGAUAUAUCAAGAAUUUUUGAGUUCUUAAGGUCGAAUCCUUCAGACUUCAUCGCUUUAAGUGUUGAGGAAGUUAAGAAAAAAUUUCAUGCUCCAUCAGCUGCUAGUGCACCUGCACCGAAAAAUAGAGGUGAGUUCAAGAAUCUGAAUUCCCACAAUAUCAGAGCAAGACCGACAGAGUCUCAGGGUAGUGUGGCACAAGGAGGUAAUGGGACUUAUGCAGGUGUUAACUAUGGUAGGACCAACUCAGGAAUAUGUCAUGAUGGCUCCACUUGUUGUUUCAAGUAUGGUCAAAAUUGUCACUUCAUGAGAGAGUGUCCAAAGAAUAGGCAAGGUAGUAGUAAUAGGGGCAAUAGAGCACAAUCUUCUUCAUUUGUUCGACCAGAUAGAGCUGCACCUAGAGGGGCUACUUCAGGAACAGGAGGAGGACCAAACCGUCUAAUGGCUCCAGCUGAGUUGAAAGGGUUAAACGAGCAGUUGAAAGAUCUCCUUGAAAAAUGCUUCAGUCUAUAA
Solanum stenotomum is the source of this 702-nucleotide messenger RNA. RefSeq lists its product as uncharacterized. Lineage: Eukaryota; Viridiplantae; Streptophyta; Magnoliopsida; Solanales; Solanaceae. The record is from RefSeq and is a predicted model, not a curated record. The coding region runs from base 1 to 702 and encodes 233 amino acids. The transcript is spliced from 4 exons.